This is a messenger RNA of Xenopus tropicalis (tropical clawed frog), 911 nucleotides long. It is a transcript of the gene bud31, whose product is annotated as BUD31 homolog. The record is from RefSeq and is a predicted model, not a curated record. The transcript has 5 exons. Lineage: Eukaryota; Metazoa; Chordata; Amphibia; Anura; Pipidae. Bases 326 to 760 code for a protein of 144 amino acids. Gene Ontology annotation, cellular component: nucleus.
ACUUUAAUUUUUUACGCAGGCAAUAGUUCGGGCAGCUUGUCUGAUGCAACGAUACAAAGCCUGCGAGGCCUAUUCUCGUGUGGUUUGCAACAGCGGUAUUUCUUUAAAGGUAACUGAUUCAUGGUUAAAGCUAUAACAUCACAAUAAUGCGCAGAUUCUGAAAGUAUUGUGGCUAAUCCGGCAUAUGACGUAGUUGAACACCGACUUGAAAAUCAAAGGACCCAAGCAGCGUGCAGAAUAAUUAUCUUACAGGAAGAGGGUGCGUAUACAGGAAGCGGAAGGAGAGAGAAGGCUACGUACGGUAGUAGAAUCGUACAACACAAACAUGCCAAAAGUGAAGCGGAGCAGAAAGCCUCCACCAGAUGGUUGGGAGCUCAUUGAGCCAACCUUGGAUGAACUUGACCAGAAAAUGAGAGAAGCGGAAACUGAGCCUCACGAGGGAAAAAGAAAAGUGGAGUCCUUGUGGCCUAUCUUCAGGAUUCAUCAUCAGAAAACUCGCUAUAUAUUUGACCUAUUUUACAAGAGAAAAGCCAUCAGUAGAGAGUUAUAUGAUUACUGCAUCAGAGAAGGAUAUGCUGAUAAGAACCUUAUUGCAAAAUGGAAGAAGCAGGGGUAUGAAAACCUUUGUUGCCUGCGUUGUAUACAGACAAGAGACACCAACUUUGGAACCAAUUGUAUUUGCAGGGUCCCAAAAACCAAACUGGAAGUGGGAAGGAUCAUUGAAUGCACACACUGUGGCUGCAGAGGAUGCUCUGGAUAAAAGACUAGGAUUUGAUUUCUGACUUCUGCAUCUUUUAAGGCCUACAACUGAGAUUGUGUUUGAAAAAUUGUAUCUAUUCUGUCACAAGUCAUUUUAAUAUUGUGUUUUGUUGUUUUUAUAUAGUGUGUAAUAAACAUGACAUUUAAUGGAC